AUGACCUUCACCUACUGGGUCUAUACCCGCUUUCCAGUUCAGACAACGGAAGGGUUUGCCAAGGAUUCGGCGCAGAAUGUCAAGAAGCAAGUCCCAAGAGUUGAUCUAGGAGUCUGGUUGGUGUAUGCUCCACACUACAUUCGGUACCACGAAGAGAUGGGCAUGGCCCUAUACGAGCACCCCUUCCGUUUCACCAACAAUCACUACCAGAAGGAUUCAGCCUGUUUCAAGGACGAGGCUUUGGUGCCGUAUAGGCAGAUCCCUGAGGAGGAGGUGUUGGAUCUGAUUGAUGGCAUGGGCCUUACCUUGGCGGACUUUGAGACAGUGAUACCCUCCAUGGUAUUGGCCGUUGAGCACAUUGAGGGAUACGGCUGA
Colletotrichum higginsianum IMI 349063 is the source of this 375-nucleotide messenger RNA. RefSeq lists its product as uncharacterized. NCBI's taxonomy places the organism in Eukaryota, Fungi, Ascomycota, Sordariomycetes, Glomerellales, Glomerellaceae. The coding region runs from base 1 to 375 and encodes 124 amino acids. The record is from RefSeq and is a predicted model, not a curated record. The transcript has a single exon.